Messenger RNA from Syngnathus acus (greater pipefish), 2610 nucleotides. Its product is annotated as calcium-binding and coiled-coil domain-containing protein 1-like. Lineage: Eukaryota; Metazoa; Chordata; Actinopteri; Syngnathiformes; Syngnathidae. The record is from RefSeq and is a predicted model, not a curated record.
ACUGAAGUCAGUGUGAUGGUGAGGGUGAACUACAUUUCCCAUGAUCCUUUGGCGUGACUGUCCUCAGACUGCACCGAGUCCACUCAAGUCAGUGUGAUGAUGGAAGCACAGCUGUGAAGUGUGAACAUCUUACGAGCUACGUUUUAUUCCCCAGCUGUCCUUCUCCUGUUGCCGGAUCAGCGUGUGCCUUCCUCCUCGUCAAAGUCAUGGAGAAACAAUAUCCACAGUCCUCGGUGGUGUUUCGAAAUGUGGGUCAACGUUACUUCCCCCAAACCAGAGUCGAGUGUCACUACAGCGUGACUGCAACCCAUCAGUGGAGCAGCAGUGACUGGAUUGGGAUCUUCAAGGUGGGAUGGUCGUCACUUAGCGAGUACCACACGUACGCUUGGUCGCUUGUCCCCGAAGGCUACGCCGAAGGAAGUGCUGUUGACAGCUGUGCACUUUUUCAAGCUUUCUACCUGCCUCGCCCCAGCCCGGUGGAGUACCGAUUCGUCUACGUCGACAAGAUGGGGAAAGUGUGCGCCCAAAGCCGACCCUUCACCUUGCGCCCCAAACCUCUGGAUGAGUUGGAGACCUUGAGUGAAGAGCGAAAUGAGGAAGAAGGAGGAGGCUAUGAUGACGAGGAGGAGCUGCUCCUCGUAGUCCCCAGAGCUCAGCUGCUCCAGAGUGAGCUGGACAAGUGCUUGAGGGAGAAAGCAGAGUUGCGGCAGGCUGUGCAGGAGGCCAAACAGGAAAUAGAGGAGGAGAGGAGGAGCAACGUAACAGCUAAGGUGGAAUGGGAGAGCGAAAGGGAUGCUUUGAAGGAGGAGUUAGACCAGCUCGGUCAAAACCUGACACAUAAAUGUGACGCCUUGAAGAAAGUGGAAGGAGAAAACAAAGAUGUGAAAAGCAGUGAGGAGAAUCUCUCCUCGGAACUGAGUCAACUUACGGAUGAACAAGCGCACAUUCAGCAACAAAUGAAAGACUUGGAAGAUGAAGUCAAGGUGUUGACUGAUAGAGAGAAAGAGACAAAAGUGGAGAUGGAAAGGCAGGAGGAGAUACUGAUGAAACUAUCAGCUCAGAUCAAAAAUGUCGAAGAAAAGAGAAAGUUGCUGCAGGCAGAGCAUGAAACUUCGCAGGCAGAGGUCCGCGGCCUGCAAGCUCGCCUGGAGGCGAGCGAGCGCUCAGCCGAGGGACUUCGCGGCGAGCUGAGGGAGCUGGGCACCCGCCAUGGGCACACCCACGCCGAGCUGCACCAAAGCCGACUGCAGGUGGCCCAACUGGGCCUGCAGCUCUCUGAGGAGAAGCUUCUUCUCAGGGAGGAGCGUGCCAACUGGGCCCUGGAGAGAGAAGCUUUCCGGAGUGCGGCGCAGGCUGACCACCAGAAAAUAGAGGACCUCAGGAUUAAAGUGCAAAGGGCGGAAGAGCGACUGCAGGAGAAGGAGAAAAUGCCGUUUUGGAGAGAGAAUGACAGUGAUAGUAAGCAGACUGACAGUGGCAAGAAACAAGUGAUGCAGGCCGUGGACCGCCGCCUUGCGAACUCUGUCUUCAGUGAAUCGGCGAGCUUCAUCAUGUGGUGAUGUAAAGAACUGUAAGAUUGUAGGGCUAAGAUUAAAGGAAGGGUAAAUUGAGGAUGGGUCAUUUUUCAAGAACUACUGACAUCACUUUUUUAACAAGUUCUAUAUCGCAUAAGUGCCAAUGUUGGGUGCGCUUUACUCUCCCUUAAGUGUGUCCCAUUUACACAUACACAAUUUCUUACACACACAAUUACUCUUACAUACAUUAAUACAACUUACUAUAUCCAGUUAUAAUUCAACAGCAACAGUCGACCUAAAAUUGGCCAGUAGGUGGCGGCAAUGUUCUUUAGUCGAAUGCGUCUAAUCAGAUAUGCACACCAAAUAUAUUGCACUAACUAACUAUACAACUAUAAGUGAAUCUUAUAAAAUGAAUAGAACAAUUAUGUUUGAAUGGCAACAUGUGGAUUCACAGGUUAACUGUACCUUCUGCCAUCUAGCACAAGAACAUUUAAUUGUCACUGUAUGCGAUAUAGGAAAGAACUUCAGAUACAUUAUUUGUUGUCAAAUUGUGCUUUUAUGACUUAUGAAAGGGAAAUCAUAGUUUUGUUGUGCUGCAACAGUGGUUGGGAGUCACUCCCUUCUAGCAUUAAUUCUUAAUGAAUGUAGAUGUUUUAACUUUUUUUAACUUUGCAGCUGUGAAAGAUUCAAAUGUGAAAAUGAGUGCUUGAGUAGAUUUGUUAGCACGUGUUUAAAAAGUGGAUUCAAGUCUGUGACAAAGGUUUGCAUGGCUCUUGUGUGUAAUUUUAGUCGAAGCUAAAACGUCUUGUUGAGCAACUUGACACUUUCAUUUACGGCUCACGUUUCAUUGUCAGGAUUCAAGUAUGACAUUUUACACUUCUGAGUUUAGCGCGCCACAUAUAUUGCUGGCGGCAUAUUCGGAAUGCCUGCUUUUAAGUCACUGUAAUAUAAUGAAAUGCAUUCUGUGUGUCUGGUGAAUGUGAUGGUUUUAACUUGCCAUUUGUAUUAACAGAUGACUUUAUGGUUGAUAUGCUUAUUAAGUAUAUGAAAGUGAUGACAAAAUAAAUACAGCUGCACGCCGACAGGUGUGAAAACA